Messenger RNA from Caenorhabditis briggsae, 465 nucleotides. The transcript has 4 exons. Lineage: Eukaryota; Metazoa; Nematoda; Chromadorea; Rhabditida; Rhabditidae. Bases 1 to 465 code for a protein of 154 amino acids. Gene Ontology annotation, cellular component: membrane. Gene Ontology annotation, molecular function: G protein-coupled peptide receptor activity. The record is from RefSeq and is a predicted model, not a curated record.
AUGCAACGGAGCGAGAAGAAACGGCACUACGCAGACUUUCAGAACAUCUACAGUAGUCCACAAUUUUCUGUGAUGCUCUCUCCAUUUUUCACAUCUGAUGAACAGAUUGUGAUGAAAUCAUAUCUGAUGGUAGAUGCGAUAUUGACAAAGAAGGACUUGACUACAAAAUUGAUCGUUUUUCUAUCUUUUACAUUCUUUCUAACUGAAGCUCCGCUCGGAGUUAUUUAUUUGGUGAAAGUGUUUUACAGGAGAAACGAUCCAAUCAGCAUUCUCUCAACAGACUUUGUAAUCUAUUUCACACUUCUGGUGACAGUUAAUUCAAUUUUACAUCCGAUUUUUUGUGUUUUCAUGUCCAGUCAGUACAGGAAUACAAUUCGAACAAUGUGUGGAGUCACCAAAAAAGCCAAAACGCCAGUGAAAAAUAAGACAAGUGCUGUUUCAGUUCAAGGAAUUCAAAUGACAUGA